Molecule: messenger RNA, 1557 nt
Organism: Yamadazyma tenuis ATCC 10573
Lineage: Eukaryota; Fungi; Ascomycota; Pichiomycetes; Serinales; Debaryomycetaceae
Source: RefSeq, a predicted model, not a curated record
AUGGCUACUGAAAUCGAAACAUAUGAAGAUCCAAUCAUACGUUUAGCAAACGACCCAGAUUUGAAUAAACAAAUCGACAAAACAAACAAGCUCAUUAGUUUGAUUUCGGGCUUUUCGUUGGCGGAAAGGAAGGUUUCCAAGCUUUGUCAGUUGUCAUUGACGAUUCUCCAAACAUUGGAGAAAAUUGGGUUGAACUUGAAGAACUGGGCGUUUCUUUCGUUGGACAUCAACUCCAACGAUCAUUUCAACAACGAAAACUCAAAUAUCAAAGAUUUCAAUAAUAGCAUUUCCGUGAAGGUGCUCACAGACUGCCACGAUAUCAACAAAAAGCUCUUGAAGAUUUCUAUUGACUUGGACUACAUCACCAAGGCUCUGAGGACGUUGACUCCCAUUGAAUAUAUUCUGGAUUCGGGAACCUUGCUCACCAGUUUGACUUUGAGAAACAUUAAAUUAAAACAUGAAUUGACUGACAAAGUGACAGUUGCUUACCUGAAAGCAAAGCUCAUCACUAUUGGCACUGAGCUUGAAUCCAUGAUAACUGACGACGAUUCCAACACUACCGUUGAAACAUACAAAACAUUUGUUGCAAGUUUGCUACUGCAGUUGAACUCCGCUAUAGAGGACGAAGAUAUGACUGAAAAGCAUGAGUGUUUGGCAGUUAUCAGUGACAUGGAGAAGAUGUUUGAUGCGUUCAAGUUGGAGAAGGCCCAAGAAGUAAGACAACAACAAGAGGAUGAACAGCAGGAAAGGCGUCUUCAGCUUCAAUCUCCUCAUCACCACUUCAAGAGUCCCGACACCUUUUCUAGUCCUCAUGUUCAAAGUGAAGAUGAUUCUGACUCGGUGUACGACUCGGAAAUGGGCUACAGCAUGUACGGUUCCAUGUACACGUCCCCAAUGAUUCAUUCUAUUACCAAGUCCCCGGCCACCACAUCCACAAAUCUUAAGAAUAGCAGGGAUAUCGAAAAAUCCCCAGCACUUGGCAGCUCGGGGAUUUUGCAUAAAACAACUCUUUCAGAAGAGAUGCCAUAUUUGAUGUCUGCGUUCAAUCUGGCAAGAAAUGUUGAAGAAGACAUCAGGACAUUCAAGCAAGAAGAAGAUCAGGACAAUCAAAAGGACCGGAAAAGAACACUUUCUCCCACUUCUGUACCUAGCACUGAAGAUGCACACCAUGUGAGGUAUCCCAACCACAAAACCAAAAUACGUGAGACGCUUUUGACGUCUGAAAGUGUGAUCUUGCAGGAACCACCAAAGACAGUGCCAUUUUCAUAUUUGUACUCGAACAAUUCCCUUUUAUCAAGACUUGGGAUAAGGCCUCAGGUGAUUACUACCGACUUGCCACCUCAACCACAGAAGGAACUCGGUCCUAAUACCACUUCCAACAUUGGACAUCAGCAUGGAAAACACCUACACGUAAUAAAGGACAAGGCGGAUGAAGGUGAUGAAACAAAAUACGAUAAAGAAAAUAGUAUGAUCAAACCCCUUACGCAAAGAAACCUUGAAACACACACCUACUCCAACUUGAACGUCAUUAACGAUUUUAACGACCAUGUAGAAUAA